Molecule: messenger RNA, 999 nt
Organism: Colletotrichum siamense
Lineage: Eukaryota; Fungi; Ascomycota; Sordariomycetes; Glomerellales; Glomerellaceae
Gene: adh-11
Product: Alcohol dehydrogenase 1
Exons: 2
Coding region: 1-999 (332 amino acids)
Cellular component (GO): mitochondrion
Molecular function (GO): oxidoreductase activity
Source: RefSeq, a predicted model, not a curated record
AUGGUCUCUCCUACACCGACUAACUUUGCCAUGAGGCUCACUGCGUUCGGCGCACCUCUGACGAAGGUCGAACUCCCCGUGCCCGAGGCUUCUGCGGGUACCGUCGUCGUGCGAAAUCUCGCGACAUCCCUCACGUCCUACAUGCACCUCAUCCUAGAUGGCAAGCUGCCACAGCACAACUUGCAGCUCCCAGUCAUUCCGAAUCCGCCAUGCGUGGGACGUAUUCACGCCGUGGGCCCGGACGCGGUACGCCUCAAGUCUGGCGAUCUUGUGUACAUCCAACCAAUGGUACAGGCUCGCGACGAUCCCUACACCAAGAUUGUGCAGGGUCACAUCUGCGGCACGAGUGACGGGGCCUAUAGGCUCUGGGAAGAGUGGAAGGAAGGUGCAUUCCAGCAAUACACCAAAGUCCCCCUGGAGAACUGUAUUCUGCUCAACGAAGACCGCCUAUGUGGAGAGCUUGGCUACAGCCCAGCGGUGCUACAGUCCAUCGCAAACUACGCUGUCUCCGCUGGAGCUAUCAUUGAAGCCGCAAAGCUGAAGCCCGCCGAGACCAUCAUCAUUGGCCCAUCGUCUGGUAUGUUCAGCGGUCUAGCCGUUGAAAUUGCCUUGGCCGUGGGUGGAAACGUCAUUGCCCUCGGACGGAGCGAGAGCAAGCUCGCGGCAAUGAAGCAGAGAAUUGGUGGAGAUCCAGGCCGUCUGAAGUACGUUGUGAUGACGGGCGACGACGAGACAGACUACGGAGCAAUUAUGCAAGCAACACCAGGUGCAACCGGAGCUGAGGUCUACAAUGACUGGACCCCUGAGGGCAACACCGGGGCGUUCUACCUCUCAGCUGCGUCCCGCACGCUAAAGUUCAAUGGUCGCAUUGUCCUAAGCGGCGGAACGACAGCAGGGCUUGGAGGUUUGAGCUACAUCUCGGCAGUUACCAGAGACCUGCAAAUCCUUGGAAAGUGGGUUUGCAACCGUCAAACCGUGGAGCAGUUGCUCGGCAUGUGA